CGACAUCUCUUCUUUGCGCUUUAGAGAUGACUGAAGUGGAGCCAAUCAUUGUCAAAAGAAUUGGAGCCAAAUAUAUCUCUUAUUCGCAUACUCUUUUUGCAUACAGUGCCUUCUUAAUUGCGCUUGCCGUUGGCUGUUAUACACAUUAUUACAAGAUUGUACAAAAUGAAUACUUUGGAUACCCUGAUGAAUGGUUUCCAAGUGUCAGCGCAACUACCGGAGAUAGAUACCCUGCUCGUGCCAUCUUUCAAAUUUUCAUUGCACUGACCUCAGGGCCCCGGUUUGCACUUGUAUUCCUUUGGUACUUUUAUACAACGCAAUCUGCCAAGACAGUAUCAAAUGGGUUUGGCUUAUUUUUGUUGUCAGUGGGCAUCAUUAGAACUGUUGCAUGUGGUGGAUGGGUGUAUAUCACCUCUACAGACGAUCAUCUUACUCACGACAUUGCAAUGAUACUUUAUCUCCUUUGUACGUUACCAUGGCAGCUCGGUGUUCUUUACUCGAGCGCAAAGGCUAAUCAAACUGCUAUCAAAUGGAGAAGAUCUCUUACAUCGGCGUUUUUUAUCACAUUACCUCCAAUGAUUUAUUUCUUUAUUCAACACAAGGUUCAUAGAAUACCUGGAGCCUACACGACCUAUGCUUUCUUUGAGUGGUCCUUGAUAUUGUAUGAUGUCGCUUAUGAUGCAGUUACUGCCAUUGAAUUCCAGAACUUUGAAUUGACAAUCACUGACAAAUCACCAAAUUUAGCAACAGCUGCCUUGUCUUCUUCCUCUGUUCCAUUUACAGCCAACCCAGAAGGCAAUAUAGAUGCUUCCACUUUACGUACAUUGACUAUGCUUAGAGGAUUUGCUACAGAAACAUAUUUAGCAUUUGUAUUCUGGUCAAUGCUUACCUCGUUGGCUCUCUUGAUAUGGUACUUCCCAUUAUGGUAUAUGGGUAUUUCAGGCUAUGAAGCAUUCUUGCUUAUCACCUUACUUCCAGUAUUCCUUGCCAUUCGACCUUUAAGACGACUUGUAUACAAAUAUCGUGGACUUGUUCACUUGAUUUCCUUGGUAGGUGUUGCUUCCUAUCUCAAAGUUGACCCUGUCUGGCGCUUAUCCUUGUCUGCAAUUGGCAUUGGCUUGAGUUUGACGGCCUGGAUUGCCGGAUGGAUUGAAUCCAAUGGUCAAACUGGAGAACUUGAACGCUCCGUUCUCAUCUGGGGACUUGGUCUGAUCAUGCACUGCGUUGUCAAGAUGGCCUGGUACACAGAAAAUCCCAUUUGGCCAAUCAUGAAUAGACAAAAUGGAGGUCUGAACGAUGUCGGCCUUGUAUUUGGUGUUGUUGCAUCCGUUGAUGUCCUAUUGCGUGAUUUUUCAAAUGGUCAUCGUUCAGAAUCAAGUAAUGAAUCUGCUGUUAGAUAUCCUGGUAGCUCUCUCUUCGCUGGAUUAGGCUUUGGUAGCUUACUGUUUGCACUUCAUUCGAUGUAUACCGAUUCUUCUACGAUCAUGCGUUGGACAGUAGAUGGAUAUCCAAACUAUGGUCCUGACCCAGUACCAUGGGGUAUUGCCACUAUUGCUGCUCUUGGCAUAGGUCUUGCUAUUUCACCUUAUCGACGACUGACGACCAGUUUUGGAUGGUACACCGUUGGUGCAGCCUCUUGCGCAAUCUUUUACAUUUAUUCUUCAUGGACAGCAUUUUAUGGUGGUCUUGUCUUGGGCACUUAUUUGACAUCCAUCACGCCUGCCAUGACCCGUGGUCUGUCUACGCAAUCACCUUUUAUUACCUUAUUCUCUGCAUUCAUGUCAUACAAUAUAUUGUGCUUGGCACAUGUCUGGGUUGUUGCUUAUGAAUUUGUGCCUGGUGGCGUCUAUGCUCGUGAAAGAACUGAUGUCAUCCUUUGCUCAGUUAUGCUCUUGAUUGGUUUGGGUGUCUUCAACGCAAACAAGCAAGCAAGACAAGAUAUUCAAAAGAGACUGGCCCAGUUCCAUAUACUGAAGCACGCUCGAUUCACGACUCGUAUAUUAGUUGCCUUUUUUAUUGGACUUUCUACUUUGGUGUCAACGCAUCGUCUGAUGAAUACCAUAUCACCUGCGCCUUAUACAACCUCCGAAAAGUCAUUCACUGCUGGUAUUUGGACUAUUCAUUUUGCUUUAGACAAUGAUAUGUGGGCUAGUGAACGCCGCAUGCGUGACGCCAUUCGUGACCUUCAGUUGGAUGUUGUUGGUUUCCUUGAAUCUGAUACGAUGAGAAUUAUCAUGGGUAACCGUGAUUGGGCACAAUCUAUUGCAGAGGAAUUAGGUUACUACCUUGAUUUUGGACCUGCAAGCAUGAAACAUACUUGGGGUUGCUUAAUGCUUUCCAAGUUCCCUAUCAUCAAAUCAGAACACCAUCUUUUACCUUCACCUGUAGGAGAACUAGCAUGCGCCAUUCAUGCCACUUUGGAUGUUUAUGGUCAGCCUGUGGACUUUAUUGUCAGUCACAACGGACAGGACGAAAACUACAAUGAUAGAAUUCAACAGACGACCAAAUUGGCAGAGAUUAUGCGCACUAGUCCAAAUCCAUUUGUGUUCCUUGGCUAUGUAGUCACCAAGCCACAACAAGAAAUUUAUCACUUGCUCUUUGAUGGUGGUCAGAUCAAUGACAUUGACCCUACCGAUUGGGAUCGUUGGUGUGAGUAUGUAGGUUACAGAGGCUUGCGUCGUGUUGGUUAUGCUCGUAUCAGUCAUGGGGGCAUUACAGAUACAGAAAUUCAAUCUGGUAAAUUCCAAGUGGUCGAUAAUCCAAAGGAUUACUGGAAGGCGUCUUAUGAUCGUAUUCCUGAGCAAGAAGUUAAACCAGAACUAAGAUAUCCUUCCAUGUUUUAUGGACAGGGAGUACGUGGACACAGAUACCAUGUAUUCGAUGAACCUCGUUAUUUCAGAAACUGAUAGAAUAGUAGUAAUAGUAGUAGUAGCAGUAACAAUAAUAAACAGUACAUCCUUUAUUUCUCUGUAACUGCGGUCCGUGUGAUGAUGUGCUGGGUUACACUUGUCUAUAAAAAGCAAAGAGCAGAA
Molecule: messenger RNA, 3032 nt
Organism: Rhizopus microsporus ATCC 52813
Lineage: Eukaryota; Fungi; Mucoromycota; Mucoromycetes; Mucorales; Rhizopodaceae
Product: calcofluor white hypersensitive protein-like protein
Exons: 11
Coding region: 27-2906 (959 amino acids)
Biological process (GO): fungal-type cell wall organization; GPI anchor biosynthetic process
Cellular component (GO): endoplasmic reticulum
Source: RefSeq, a predicted model, not a curated record